Messenger RNA from Vicia villosa (hairy vetch), 654 nucleotides. RefSeq lists its product as uncharacterized. The coding region runs from base 1 to 654 and encodes 217 amino acids. The transcript has a single exon. Lineage: Eukaryota; Viridiplantae; Streptophyta; Magnoliopsida; Fabales; Fabaceae. The record is from RefSeq and is a predicted model, not a curated record.
AUGGAUUUAGCUUCAAAGCUUAUAAGCUCAGAAGAGAAAACCAAAAUGAGUCUGAAACACAUGUUUCAGAAUUCAAUUGAUGUAUCUAUCAUGAAAGGAACAUUUGCCACUUCUUUGCAUACACUUGUAUUAUCAAAUUGUCUUCUGAUUGCAUUUCCAUGGAUAGUUAGUAACUGUUUCGGUUUGGCUAGUACUUUUUGGUGCUACAUGAUAUUUGGAACGAUUUGUUUUGGAGCUAUAGGGAAAUUGUUGAUGGUGUAUUUGGAAUGGAGUGCUAUUUGGGAAAUGAGUAUUGUGAUAUCAGUGUUGGAGGGUGUUUAUGGGAUUGGAGCUAUGAGAGUUUCUUGUUACUUUAGCAGUGGUAAUCAGAAGAGAGGGCUUGUUUUGAUGCUUGUUUUCUUUGUUUUUGGAGGUUUUUUAAGGUUGGUUUGUAUCUACUUUGAAUGCUAUAAAGGAGGUAGUGGAGUUUUUCUACAAAUUAGUGUUCUUACUGUGAUGAAUACAUUGAAAUGGGUGGCUUGUGUGAUUUAUUUCAAUGAUUGCAAAGAGAGGAAAAUGGAGAAGAAAGCUUUUGUUUUGAGCAAGGAGAAGAAAGUUGAUGGUGAUGAUGAAGAAAUGGGUAAAGUUGAGAUUGAAAGUAGUAGUAAUUCAUGA